Molecule: messenger RNA, 2886 nt
Organism: Morchella importuna
Lineage: Eukaryota; Fungi; Ascomycota; Pezizomycetes; Pezizales; Morchellaceae
Exons: 9
Coding region: 1-2886 (961 amino acids)
Source: RefSeq, a predicted model, not a curated record
AUGGAGUUUGAAUCCCCGGGCUAUACAAAUUUUAAUACAUUUACACCUCCAGGAGAGGAUCUGUUUAUUAAUUCAUCUAUUGUGCAUCUAUCCAUUCUUGACACAUCAAUUUAUCCUAUGAAAAUUUUCAAUUUCCUCGCUGCAGUACUGCAACUAGUAGCAGUAGCAGUACGGGCGACAGAACCAAACCAAUCAAAAGCGAACGACAGCAUAUUAUUAGAACGGGGACAGCCACAGGCUGAUAGUAAUGGUGCGGCGGCAAUUGUGGUGACAGUGGUACAGACGGAGAAAGUCCAAGUGCAUGUUACUGAGACAUUACAUGCCACUGAUGUUUCCACUAAGGUUAUACACGUUACUGAACAAGUACAGGUGCAUGUUACUGAGACAUUGCAUGUUACAGAUGUCUCAACAGAAGUUAUGCACGUUACUGAAACACAGCCUAUAACGGAGACACAGCAUGUGACAAUCCACAACACCGUUAUUGAAACCCUUCCACCAGUUCACGUGACUGUAACAGAAUCUGCUACCGAAACACUUUUGCAUACUAUUGAGUUGGCUGUUCCGGUUGAGAAACUUGUCACCCAAACGGACUUGAAGACUGUUGAAGUGAAGGUGACGGAGACAGCGGUGGAGACGAAGACAGAAGUGCAGAUUUCUCACAUCGUGCAGACGGAGAUCUUGACGCAAGAGAAGACGGCGACGGAGACCGUGACGGAGGUGGUUCAUAGGAUUGAGACGGAGCUAGCUACGGAGACUAAGCUUGCUACGGAGACGAAGGUGAUUGAGAGUCUUAAAACGGAGACGGCGACACGAGUUAUUCAUAGUGUUGCUACAGAGACGAAAGUGGUUGAAAGUGUGUCUACAGAGACGGCAACGCAGGUUAUUCAUAGUGUUGCGAUAGAGACCCAGAUUUAUACUGCGACAGAAUUGGCGACAGAAACCCAGGUUCAGAUCAUUCAUAGCAUUGCCACGGAGACAAAGUUGGCGACUGAGACGAAGGUUGUUAACAGCAUUGCAACUGAGACCGUUCACAGCACUGCCACAGUCGACAGAGUAUCGACUGAGGUUAUUCAAAGUAUUGCUACUGAGACUAAGUUAGCUACCGAAACUCAGAUCAUUCACAGCAUAGCCACGGAGACAAAGUUGGCGACUGAGACGAAGGUUGUUAACAGCAUUGCAACUGAGACCGUUCACAGUAUUGCCACACUCGACAGAGUAUCGACUGAGGUUAUUCAAAGUAUUGCUACUGAGACUGAGUUAGCUACCGAAACUCAGAUCAUUCAUAGCAUAGCCACGGAAACAAGGCUGGCCACUGAAACUAAGGUAGUUAACAGUGUUACUACGGAGACCGUCCAUAGCAUCGCAACAGCCACUGCUAUCGCUACAGUGGAUAAGAUCUUGACCGAAACAGCGACAAAGGUCAUUCACAGUAUCGCAACUGAGACAAAACUUGCAACGGAAACUCAGGUCUUGAGCACUGUCCUGACCGAGACUGUGGCCAGCGUUGCGACAGAAACACUCAUCACCACGGAAACUCAGUCGGCCGCAGAGUUUUCAACAAUUUAUAAGGUUGUUAGUAUUACCACAACUGUAUGCCCGACACCAACUGGCGGAGCUACGCACACCGUUAUAGUCGGAGGCGACGCGGGUCUUAUCUACACCCCCUCAGAAAUCAUUGCUGAGGUCGGUGACAUUGUCAGUUUUGUUUUUUUGAAACAGAACCACACAGUGACUCAAUCCACCUUUGGCGCUCCAUGUAACAAAAUGGCAAUUGACGCAGCCGAUUCUGGCUUCCUGAGUAACAUCAACAACACAGUCGUUCCUGCACCCGUUUGGAACUACACCGUUACUUCGAAAGACCCCACGUGGUGGUAUUGCGCACAAAGUACCCACUGUGGAAAGGGGAUGGUAUUUGCCAUAAAUCCAACCUGUGAAAAGACGUUCGGGGCAUUUCGAGAUGCCGCUAUCGCCCUAAACGGAACACUAAGUUCCCCUCCUGCUGCUGCAAGCUCAACCUCAGCUGUCGCCGCCGCCGCGACCCAUAAUAUAAUUGUUGGUGGAGAGUCAGGCCUUGUUUAUACUCCUUCGGAGAUUAUUGCUGCGGUCGGCGAUGUAGUACACUUCGUAUUCAUGAAGCAGAACCAUACAGCUACUCAGUCCACAUUUGGCGCUCCAUGCAAUAAGAUAUCCGCUGAGGGAAUCGACUCAGGAUUUAUGAGUAAUAUUAAUGACACGAUUACUCCCGCGCCAACAUUUGAUUACACAGUUACAGCUACUGAGCCGACUUGGUGGUAUUGUGCACAAACUACCCACUGUGGGAAGGGAAUGGUAUUUGCCAUUAACCCAACUGCCGAGAAAACAUUCAAGGCAUUCCAAGACGCUGCCAUCGCACUGAACGGAACCGCCGCUACUACUACAGCAGCAGCAGCAACAGAACUAGCCACAACUACGGCCGCUGUAGUAACAGGUACUGCCGUCCCUGGCGCAGCGUGCGCUUGCCAGUGUUUAUGCCCGGCGGCUGCUUUCAAGGUCGCCGAAGCCAUCAAUCCUCCAGGUCUCCCAGCAAUACCCACACAGGCAGAGUCGACGAUGACAACUGUAGUCAGAACCGGUUUUAUCAGUGCUAUUGAUCCGACGUCAAUCCUUAUUGCGGACCCGGUGUCGUCUAUUGCAGAGAGUUUGGUCUUGGAUACGAGCGUAUUAACAGCUGCCGAGAUUACUACUAUCGCAACAGCAGCUACAACAGCUCUGUCAUCCUCAUUAGAUCUUACAGUUCCUUUAGCAGCAGGAAAAACAGCAGAGUUUAUCGCGAUUAAUUUUAGCACUGUGUCCCUGGGGGAUCUGCAAACGGAGUGGACGGGGAAACUCGGACCGACACCGGCCUAA